AUGGAGGGAAAUUUUUUGGAGGGAAAGUAUCGGAGACUAAGCUCACAACCAGAACCAGGCGAUUUGGUGAAGAAGAAGAUCAAAGAGUUUACUCGAGCUGUAAUUAAAGAUCUCUGCAAAGGACGCUCUCCUGUCAUUUCCAUCGAUCGGUUCAGUAGCUACUGCACGAAUUCCGAUUCUAUCUGUUGCUGUAGCUCUGAUUUUCCCAAUGGGAGGGAAAUUCUUACAUUUAAGAGGGAAAACCACGUGCAUAGAAUUGAUGUUCUGCUGAGGGUUCUGUUGAUCGUGCAGAAAAUUUUGCAAGAAAAUAAACAUGGUUCCAAAAGAGAUAUAUAUUACAUGCACCCAGCUGUAUUUUCAGACCAGUCAGUUGUAGACCGGGCAAUCAAUGACAUAUGCAUCCUUAUGCGGUGCAGUAGACACAAUUUAAAUGUGGUUUCUGUGGGAAAUGGGUUGGUGAUGGGAUGGCUAAGGUUCUCAGAAUCUCAAAAGAUAUUUGAUUGCAUAAAUAGGCCAAGCAUGGCUCACCCAAUUCCUGUUCACGUUGAAGAAGUUAAAGAUGUAGUUAGUGUUGCCCAAUGCAUUCUUGUUGUGGAGAAAGAAUCAGUGUUCCAACGAUUGGCAAAUGACCAAUUCUGCAGCAAAAACCGUUGCAUUGUUAUCACGGGACGAGGUUAUCCUGAUAUUCCUACGAGAAGGUUUUUGCGUCUGCUUAUUGAUACUCUGCAUCUCCCGGCAUAUUGCUUGGUAGAUUGUGAUCCUUAUGGUUUUGACAUUCUGUCUACAUAUCGAUUUGGUUCGAUGCAAAUGGCAUACGAUGCAAAAAAUUUAAGGGUCCCAGAGAUAAAAUGGCUCGGAGUUUUUCCUUCAGAUUCUGACAAGUAUUGUAUUCCAAACCAAUGCUUUCUUCCUUUGACAGCAGAAGACAAAAGGAAAACUGAAGCCAUGUUACACAGAUGCUACCUACGAAGAGAGGUGCCGCAAUGGAGACUGGAGCUAGAGGUGAUGCUGCAAAGAGGAGUGAAGUUUGAGAUAGAAGCAUUAUCUGUGCGUGCAUUGUCCUUCUUAUCAGAGGAGUACAUACCAUCCAAAAUUCAAGGUGAGUUCUACAUCUAAUCUUUUGAAAAUUCUAUGUAUUUGUUAAGUAAGAGCCUAAAUAGUUUAGUUGAUGGGCUGUCUGCAAGCGGCUCUUGCAUGUUGUCUACUUAGCAAUUAAUAUAGGUUAGGCAAGGUUUUUCAAUUUUGAACUUGGAACAUGUUAAAAUCGAGUUUGGGGGAUUUGUUAGUAUUAAAAAAAACAGUAUUGGGAAAUGAUCACUGUAAUAGUGUAAUUAUCCUUCGAUUUGAAAAAUGAGAGAAAAUCGAAAAUAAAACAUUCUGGAUUUUUAUCUUCAUUAUUGCUAAAUUUUGAUGAAAUG
Humulus lupulus (European hop) is the source of this 1418-nucleotide messenger RNA. Its product is annotated as meiotic recombination protein SPO11-1-like. The transcript has 15 exons. Gene Ontology annotation, cellular component: nuclear chromosome. The record is from RefSeq and is a predicted model, not a curated record. NCBI's taxonomy places the organism in Eukaryota, Viridiplantae, Streptophyta, Magnoliopsida, Rosales, Cannabaceae. Gene Ontology annotation, biological process: reciprocal meiotic recombination; meiotic DNA double-strand break processing; meiotic DNA double-strand break formation. Gene Ontology annotation, molecular function: ATP binding; DNA binding; DNA topoisomerase type II (double strand cut, ATP-hydrolyzing) activity. Bases 1 to 1116 code for a protein of 371 amino acids.